AUGAGUUCUUCUGAUGAAGACACUGCCCUUAGUCAACUACCCAUUGAAUCGCAAACAGUAUCUACUUCGCCAACAUCAGAUGAUAUAGAUCACGACGAAGAAGAGGAUGAUGUUCCAUUGAUAAGGAGAAAUAGAAAAAGAGCAGCCGUGGAGUCAGAUGUCAGUGAUGAUAAUGGUGAUGACGAUGAUGGCGAUUAUGAUGAAGACGACGAUAUUCCAUUGUCGAAGAAGGCCAAGACUAACAAUGGAAAUACAAAGAAAGCUACGUCAGUCAAGAAGGAGACAACGACUACGAAAAAGACAGACACAAAGAAGAAGGCAACACCAAAAGUUAAAGCUGAACCCAAGACCAAAGCAACCAAAGCAGCCAAAGCAACCAAAGCAGCCAAAGCAACCAAAACAGCCACUACAACAGCCAAAACAAAAGUGAAAGCAGAACCUAAAUCAAAGGUUAAAGCGGAACCGAAAUCCAACUCAUCGAAAGCAAAGAAGGAGACCUCUGUCAAGAGCGAAACACCAGGAUCCGAAGAUGAAGAUACUUAUAAAUGGUGGGAACAACAGUCAGGCGACAAUGAUGGUGAAAUCAAAUGGACAUCAUUGGAACAUAAUGGAGUCAUGUUCCCUCCACCUUAUGAACCAUUACCAUCACAUGUCAAGUUAUAUUAUGACGGAAAACCAGUCAAUUUACCCAUUGAAGCAGAAGAAGUUGCUGGGUUUUUUGGAGCCAUGGUUGAAACUGAUCAUGCUAAAAACCCCGUAUUCCAAAACAAUUUUUUCCAAGAUUUCCAACAAGUGCUAAAAGAAUGUGGUGGAUGUGGAGUUGACAUUACUGAUUUCAAUAAAUUAGACUUUAGCAAAAUGUAUGCAUAUUUUGAAAAAAACCGUGAAGAGAAGAAGGCGUUGAGUAAAGAUGAGAAAAAGAGACUCAAGGAAGAAAAAGACAAGAUUGAAGAACCAUACAAGACAUGUUUGCUUAAUGGAAGGAAAGAAUUAGUGGGUAAUUUUCGUAUUGAACCACCAGGAUUAUUCCGAGGUCGUGGUGCCCACCCCAAGACUGGAAAAUUGAAAAGAAGAGUUUAUCCUGAACAAGUUACAUUGAAUUUGAGUGCCAAUGUUAAAGUCCCUGAUCCACCACCAGGACACAAGUGGGCGGAAGUUCGACACGACAAUGAAGUCACUUGGUUGGCAAUGUGGAAGGAGAACAUUGCUGAUUCGUUUAAAUAUGUGCGGUUUGCCGCUAAUUCCUCGGUUAAGGGGCAAUCUGACUUUAAGAAAUUCGAGACGGCACGAGAAUUGCGUAAAUAUGUUGAUGCGAUUAGAAAAGAUUACACCAAGAUGCUAAAACUGGAAAAGAUGCAGGAUCGACAAAUGGCAACGGCAAUGUAUCUUAUUGAUGUGUACGCCUUGAGAGCUGGCGGAGAAAAAGGUGAGGAUGAAGCUGACACAGUCGGAUGUUGUUCGCUUCGAUUUGAACACAUUACUUUAAAACCACCCAAUACUGUUAUAUUUGAUUUCCUUGGUAAGGAUUCGAUUCGAUUUUAUCAAGAGGUUGAAGUAUCAAAACAAGUUUUUAAAAACUUGCGUAUAUUCAAAAAGGACCCUAAACAACCAGGUGAUAAUUUAUUUGAUCGAAUCAAUCCUAGUAUGGUUAAUAAGCAAUUGCAAAAUUAUAUGAAGGGGUUAACUGCCAAGGUAUUUCGUACGUAUAAUGCAUCCAAAACCAUGCAAGAUCAGUUGGAUUUGAUUCCUAAUGAGGGUACGGCGGCGGAGAAGGUAGUCAAGUUCAACGCUGCCAAUAGGACUGUGGCCAUUUUAUGUAACCAUCAGCGUACAGUGAGUAAAAACCACGGCAAUUCGGUUCAAAAAAUCAGUGAUAAGUUGAAGGAACUACUUUGGCAAAAGAUACGAUUGAAAAAGAUGAUUCUUCAAUUGGACCCCAAGUUGAAGAAGAAGGACCCCAAGUUUUUCGAAGAAUUGGAUGACUUGGUGAAAGAGGACAUUGAACAUAUUCAUCAUGCAAUCAUUGAACGACAAAAACAACAAGUAUUAAAAAAAUUGGAACGUGAUAAUGAGAAGUUGAAAAUGGAGAAAAAACCAUUGUUGACCAAGAAAGACAUCAAGGACAAAUUGGACAAGAUUCAUGAUUUGGAAAAGGAAUACAAGAAGGAGUUGAAAACGGGUAAACCUGAGGUUCCUGCCAAAAUGACAAUGGAAAAACUAUACCAACAAAUCGAAACCCUUGAAAAUCGAAUAGUUUCGACUUCAUUGCAAUUGAAGGAUAAGGAAGAUAAUUCUGAAGUUUCUUUGGGAACUUCGAAAAUGAAUUAUAUCGAUCCUCGAUUAACGGUUAUGUUUUCGAAAAAGUUUGAUGUACCAAUUGAAAAGUUGUUUACCAAGACAUUGAGAGAUAAGUUCAAGUGGGCUAUUGAAUCAGCUGAUGAAAAUUGGCGAUUCUAG
This is a messenger RNA of Lodderomyces margitis, 2457 nucleotides long. RefSeq names its product DNA topoisomerase 1 (gene TOP1). Gene Ontology annotation, molecular function: DNA topoisomerase type I (single strand cut, ATP-independent) activity; DNA binding. The record is from RefSeq and is a predicted model, not a curated record. Bases 1 to 2457 code for a protein of 818 amino acids. Gene Ontology annotation, cellular component: chromosome; nucleolus. Lineage: Eukaryota; Fungi; Ascomycota; Pichiomycetes; Serinales; Debaryomycetaceae. Gene Ontology annotation, biological process: DNA replication; DNA topological change; chromosome segregation. The transcript has a single exon.